Messenger RNA from Fusarium coffeatum, 1362 nucleotides. RefSeq lists its product as uncharacterized. NCBI's taxonomy places the organism in Eukaryota, Fungi, Ascomycota, Sordariomycetes, Hypocreales, Nectriaceae. Bases 1 to 1362 code for a protein of 453 amino acids. The transcript has 3 exons. The record is from RefSeq and is a predicted model, not a curated record.
AUGUCAGGUCAGGAGACCUCGCCACAGUCUCCCCCCGCAAACACACCCAAACACCGACGACCCUGGAAUGCAGCCGAGGAUGCGACCCUGAGGACGCUCGUUGGCCACUUUGGCGCGAGUAGAGGGUCUGAGGGACGUUGGAAGGAUAUUGCUGCGGGCUUGGAGGGAAGGACGGCAAAGGAGUGUCGAAAGAGAUGGCUUCAUUCUCUUGAUCCUUCCUUACGCAAAGGUCGAUGGACAUCUCAAGAGGAUGAGAUUCUCCUUUCGGCUUAUGCUCGGCUUGGACCAGUAUGGAAUGAUAUUGCGAAUCUCAUCCCUGGAAGAAAGGAUGAUCAAUGUUCGAAAAGAUACAAUGAUAUCCUAAACCCAUCUGCCAAGAACCGGUUAAGUGACUGGACCGCAGACGAAGACAACCUUCUCCGUCAGGGAGUAGCAACACUUGGUCAUCGAUGGGUAGCCAUCUCAUCAAGAAUACCUGGUCGUCCACCUCUGACCUGUCGUAAUCGUUGGCGCACACUCUCAAGGCUAUCGCAUCAACGACAGAGUAAAUCUCAAGGAACAACUCCUUCGUCAUCAUCUCAGAUGUCUCCCACAGACAUUGGAAUUUCACCAGCGCCGCAAAACCCCAAUAUCAACCUGGAAGCGAAUACGGGUGACCAUAUGAUGACGUUUCCAACUAUGGAUGGCGAUAUAAGUCAUGAUCAGAUGGGGGCUAACUUUCUUGAUUCGGCCUUUUUCGAGAACUUUGCAGGCCCUUCGCCGUCUCCUCUGAGAGAAGCGAGUGAGGAUACUGAGACACCAAAUGAGACUACAGUACCGAUGAAUCCAGCAACUGUCCCUGACAUUCCCUCAAACGUUCCGGAACCUCCGCGAAACGAUUCCAGGACAUGGCAUCAGCCACCCAGGCUGCUGCAGCCAGAAUCACAACCGCAACCGCAACCGCAGCCGCAGUCGCAGCCAGUUCCGAAUAACACAAAUGGGACUUUCACCAUGCCUUCGCCUUCUACCUGGUCACAACUAGGCGUAAUGCUCCCCCCAGGCACGUCCCCUGGCAACCCACACUUGUGGAUGGGCGACAAUGGCCAUCCUCCUGCUCACAUGGGUGUCCCUGGAGAAAGCUCAUUGCCAGGCGUUACAGGGGGCGAUCCUAUUCCCCAAUCCUACACCGAGCAAUUUCAACUGCCAACUUCAGCACCACAAGCGAUACAUCACCACCACCACCAUCAUGUGCAUCAUCACUUCCAUCAUUAUCAUCAUUACCCUGGUGGAGGAGAUCAAUGGCGGCAAUUGGAGCAGCAAUGCGAAGCAGACGCUAUGCAGUCAGUUCAACAAAAUGAGAAUGGACCUCCGAACGCAGGAUGA